This is a messenger RNA of Aspergillus caelatus, 1729 nucleotides long. RefSeq names its product Zn(II)2Cys6 transcription factor domain-containing protein. The coding region runs from base 17 to 1579 and encodes 520 amino acids. The record is from RefSeq and is a predicted model, not a curated record. Gene Ontology annotation, molecular function: DNA-binding transcription factor activity, RNA polymerase II-specific; zinc ion binding. Gene Ontology annotation, biological process: regulation of transcription by RNA polymerase II. The transcript has 3 exons. Lineage: Eukaryota; Fungi; Ascomycota; Eurotiomycetes; Eurotiales; Aspergillaceae.
AUUUGAUCCAAGGUCAAUGGAUCGGUCUUCUACUGAGCGAAAUAUGUCUGAUACUCCAUCCCCAUCAACUACUGCUACUACACAGAGCGGUACGUCGCGUGCACGGCAGGGAAAAAGACACAGGGCGCGCCACCUUAAAUCCCGUAAUGGCUGCUACACCUGCAAGCAACGAAGAGUGAAGUGUGAUGAGGUAAGGCCUGUUUGCGGCGCAUGCUCGUUUCGCGGUGAAUCAUGUUCAUAUCCUCCAGCGCCAUCCAUCUCGGUAGACUCAGAUGGCUCUCAGCGCUUGCGAAAACCUAAGCGGGUGGUUCCUAUACCGUCCCCCUUGCAGCCGUUGGAAUUCCAUCUGCCCAGGUUGUCCGCAACCCCAGUACCAAUACUGGAUGGACAAACGCUCAACAUGGCUGACAUGAAUCUCCUAACGAAGUUCAUGCUGCAGACAUCGAAAAAGAUGAGUCUCCAUCCCAAACGGAUGUUAAUUUGGCAGCAAGUUAUCCCAGACAUGGCGGCAAAAAGGGAAUACCUGAUGCACCUACUCCUGGCGCUCGCUGGGGCACAUGCUUUAUAUGAGUCAGACAUAGCAAAAUGCGGAAGAUUGGGCAUGGGCGAUAAUCAAUUAACCUCUUCCUGUAUUGAUAAUCCUACGAUCCACGACCUUCAUCGCAUUAUUGAACAUCACCAAAGGGGGCUAAAAGGAUUCCGAGAGGCUCUAUCCGACAUGACUGCUGCCACGGCAGAAUAUGUCUUUUGCGGCUCACUCUUGAUCGUUGCCUUUGCCUUUGCCUCUUUAUCCAUUCGAGAUUUAAACAGGAUAGAACCGGGACUGAUGAACGAAGACAAUUACGAAAGUCCGUUUACUGACUGGCUCCAUUUGGUUCGAGGGCUGACAAGUGUGGUUCACGAGCACUGGUCUACCCUUAAACUCGGCAGACUGAGAGCUAUGUUCUUUUACGAUUACGCCAACGACGAUUGGAGACAUACUCUUUCAUCAGCCAGUGUUCCGCGUUUAACUAAUGGCUCGCGCAUGGUGUUGAUGUUUGCACAAGGCGCCGCUCGAGGACUUUCCAUGCUACGCACCUACGCAACCACAUUAUCUUCCAGCCGUACAGUACACGAGGCCGAUGCUCCCUCACCCCAGAGUUCGUCAGAUACUCAUGGAAAAGCGGAUGAAUUAAUCCAGGGACAUGAUAAUGCCAUCGAUAAACUAGAGGAGAUGUAUAUGCGUAUUCUUAAUGUGUUUCACUUCACAGAAAGUGGACGUGAUUGCUCUGCGUCGCGGGAUUUUCAGAUCGAUCUAGAAGAGGCUGCCGCCACAUCCUGGCCUCAAAUGGUAUCGAACGACUUCAUUGCUUCACUCAAACCAUGUAAUCAAGUUGGGAUUGCCGAGGGAUUCUCGUACACGAUAUUGGCCCAUUUUUAUCUAGUCUUCGUUCUCUUUGAGGAUCUGUGGUAUCUCAACAAGGGCUUUCACGAGGAGAUCAAAAAGAUCUUUCGGCUUGUCAGUGAUUUGAACAAUGAUCGACUCCUAGCCCUUAUGGAGUGGCCGAUGGCUGUCAUAGCAGCAGACCAAAAGGAAUGAAGUAAUGUCCCAUAUGAACAGUGGGUUCAUCGCCGGAUAUUUUCCAUGAAAUGUUUUGUCACAUCCUAUAAAACGAGCUGGACUUACUAUACCCACCAAAAAGAGCAACAGCAUGAUAAUGAAUGAACCUCCCUUCUUGGGGAGCGUUCC